AUGGGCUGGUUUUGGGGCAAAUCUUCGCCCGACGCGGACCCGACGAAGAAUCUGGAUCCCAGCCUGCGAGAGUACCUUGAACAGGAGUCGCCGUCCAAAUAUACGCCUACAGCAGCUGGCAUAUGGCCGCAGCAACAGACGCAAUCGCAAGAGAAGAAGACUACAGAGUCAUCUAGCUCGCAAGAUCGAACUACCGAAGCUACGAGUUCUGUCCCCUCUGCUUCGCUUUUCCCAGACGGACGAUAUGCACACCUAUGGAAGGAUUACAAGACACUCGAAGAGAUCGAGGGGCCCAAUGUCUCACCGGCGGAGAAGGUAGUCGAGCAGUUUAAGCAACGAAAGGACGUGCUGAAUAGGGCUGCUUUGGAGAAUUGUUCGGAGGAGCAUGAGGAUCUAUCAUUGUGCUUCAAGAAGGGGACGUUUUCCGACAAGGUCAAGGCUAGGUUGACCAUGUGUGGGGAGCAGAAUGCGCGCUUUUCAAGGUGUUAUACUAUGCAGUCUAAAUUCCUCCAGGCUCUAGGAUAUGGUUCCUCGUUUGUAUGGGAUAUGGAAAAGGAAGAACGGAUCCAGAUGCAUGCGGACAGACUAUACCAUCGUAUGUUGGACUACGAGAGAAGGGUGGCUGAAGCAAAAGAAGAAGGCCGUGAGCCUCCCCAUCCAAAAUCACUGUUCAAGUCAGAAGCAGAGAUAGCAGCGUCCCAAGAGACUACUAGCCAGCCGGACGACGAAUGUCUCAUACCGGGUGGAGAGGGUCUGCCGGCUGGUGCGAUGCCAUAUAAGCCGCUGAAGGAGAUGACGCCACACGAGCGCGAGCUGGAGGUGCAGUCUUUGAAACAGCAGAUGGUUCAACGAGAUAUAUACAUGAAGGAGGUGACCCCGGUGCUAAGGGCCGAAGAGGCUGCGAAGAACAAACGGAGAGAGAAGUUCACCAGCUGGUUUGGAGAGACCAUCGGGAACUGGCUAGCAUGA
Molecule: messenger RNA, 969 nt
Organism: Nannizzia gypsea CBS 118893
Lineage: Eukaryota; Fungi; Ascomycota; Eurotiomycetes; Onygenales; Arthrodermataceae
Exons: 2
Coding region: 1-969 (322 amino acids)
Source: RefSeq, a predicted model, not a curated record